AUGUCGAAUACUAUUGUGAUAGUCUAUUUGGGAGCUAACAGAAUCGAAAUUGGAAGAAGUGCUGAUGCGUGUCCACAAGAAAUUAUCGCCUGGAAAACAGGUAGUAUUAAUGAAAAAAAUAGGGAAGAAUUGAAAAAAAUAUUUGAACAUUACUUCCAAAUUUGCAACAUCUUGGGAAAUCGAGAAGUACAAGUGUUGAUACUAGAAGAUAUCUUCAUUUCUGUAGUAGAGAAAAGAAUUAUUUGUAGCAUCUUGUUUAAGGAAUUUGACUGCGCUCACGUUUCGUUUGUCCCCAGGGCCAUUGUGCACUGCUUAUCCUGUAAUACAAGGAAUGCCAUAGUUAUAGAUAUAGGUACCAAUUAUACUACAUGCGUACCUAUUUUCGACCUUAGACCUUUGCAACAGUUCAUAAAAUACUCAAAACGAGGCAAAAGACAGGUUGAGUCAAGAAUUCCUCUCCCGGGCAGUCUCUACAUGCCAAUAUUUUUUGACGAAGAAUACAACUCUAAAAAUUGUGAAGUAGAUGAAACCCCGGUAAUAAAUCUUGUCAAAAAUAUUGUAGAGUCACUUCCUAUCGACUUGAGAAGGCCACUGAGAGAAAAUAUCAUUAUAGUAAACAUUGAAGAGGCGUAUGAAACAGUAAUAAGGAAUUUAUUCAAGUUAAAAAUGGAUACGUCCAAAAUCCAGUUUCCUAAAAAUUACUGGCAGGCUGGUUCUGCAUGCGCGAAAAUACUUCUGCACUAUAAGGGGAGCAACAUUGUAGGAAUAGAAAGAGAUGAGUUUUAUAACAAUCCUCAUAUUGCUCCUGAUUGGUUUGAUUAUUACUUCAGAACUGGAGUGAAGCGCUUACAAUAG
This is a messenger RNA of Saccharomyces cerevisiae S288C, 855 nucleotides long. RefSeq names its product Arp10p (gene ARP10). Lineage: Eukaryota; Fungi; Ascomycota; Saccharomycetes; Saccharomycetales; Saccharomycetaceae. The coding region runs from base 1 to 855 and encodes 284 amino acids. Gene Ontology annotation, cellular component: cytoskeleton. The record is from RefSeq and is marked reviewed. The transcript has a single exon.